CCGAGGUUCCUAAGGAUAGUAAUGCUGCCCGAGUAGAAGGGAACAAACUGGAAAGCAGGCCGGUCAGCCAGGAAAAAUUGAUUGCGUAUCCGAUCGCGGGGCGGCAGAGAAAGUUGAGAUUUGCUCCACCGCAAAAGCCGGACCCGGAAAAGUAAACAGUUCUCCGUGUAGAGAAACUUCCAAACAUCCCCUCGUCAAUUGAUGAUGAAGCUUUUGGGGAAUCCGAGCGGACAUCUCUCUUUGUCUGGGAUUUGCGACACGAUAAACCCCAUCAGGACGGGCUUUGAUCUCGCCUAUGUGGUGCCCGGGAGGAAGAAAGUUAAGGGGAUCAGCUCACAGCCGCAGAGCGAGAGAGAUGCGCAAGUGUCAAUCCGGUCGGGCGCCUCAUCCUAAUUUCCUCUGGGCUUCCGGCUGUGGGGCGGCAGCUGAUGUGCGUGCCUUCGCCGGGUUUUAUUUGACGAUGAAGGACCAUUACUAUUCUUACCUUCACGGUGCUCAGCUGGCCGUCGAUACGGAUCCACCACUAGAAACGAAAAAGACGCUGCCCGGCUCUCGCUGCCAUUCCUUCCUUCACACUGGAUCGCCCAGGGUGAAAGGUGGAGUAAACCAGACAACGACAACGACAACAACAGCAACAACAACAACAACAACAAUGAGCUGGAGGCACACGAGUAUCCCUUCCUAAGGCUCAGAUCCGGCACGAAUCAGUCACAGAAAGUCCCUCAAGCGGGCAAGAGCCAGAGUGUCGCU
Aspergillus neoniger CBS 115656 is the source of this 750-nucleotide messenger RNA. RefSeq lists its product as uncharacterized. The record is from RefSeq and is a predicted model, not a curated record. Bases 296 to 685 code for a protein of 129 amino acids. NCBI's taxonomy places the organism in Eukaryota, Fungi, Ascomycota, Eurotiomycetes, Eurotiales, Aspergillaceae. The transcript has a single exon.